Messenger RNA from Coniophora puteana RWD-64-598 SS2, 399 nucleotides. RefSeq lists its product as uncharacterized. The transcript is spliced from 8 exons. Bases 1 to 399 code for a protein of 132 amino acids. The record is from RefSeq and is a predicted model, not a curated record. Lineage: Eukaryota; Fungi; Basidiomycota; Agaricomycetes; Boletales; Coniophoraceae.
AUGCCUUACAUCUCAAACUCUCCGGCAUUGAUACCCUAUCUCAUUCAAUAUCAAGCGCAAAACUAUCUUACAGUAUCGCUUCUCACAGUGGUGGUCUAUGAUUACAUUCUCAACCUGGACCAAGAGCAAUAUAAGAAAUCUGUACUCACGUACUGUUAUAUCUUUCUUCGCUAUAUUGGCCUCCUACCUCCAGUUAUCGUCAUUGUCAGUGACUUUCCUGUCAAUCUAUCAGACAAAUUGUAUGUCAAAACUCCACUAAUAUCUAUUCAAAUCUCACGAGUAGAAGGUACAAUUCUGGACGUGUUGAACAACAAUGCUCUCCCUGGCGUUUUGCUCAUCCUCAUCCAAGGUGGCACUAAUAACUUCGGGCGAAACGUAGUAAAAACAGCUAAAUCAUAG